Molecule: messenger RNA, 891 nt
Organism: Labeo rohita (rohu)
Lineage: Eukaryota; Metazoa; Chordata; Actinopteri; Cypriniformes; Cyprinidae
Product: serine/threonine-protein kinase pim-3
Exons: 5
Coding region: 1-891 (296 amino acids)
Biological process (GO): regulation of mitotic cell cycle; negative regulation of apoptotic process; protein autophosphorylation
Cellular component (GO): cytoplasm
Molecular function (GO): ATP binding; protein serine/threonine kinase activity
Source: RefSeq, a predicted model, not a curated record
AUGUCAUUGUCACUAACAUUUCUCUUUCUUUUAACAGAUCACAUUUGUUUGCGGUACAAAUUUGGUGGCAGGCUGGGUAAAGGUGGAUUUGGCUCUGUGCGAAAAGGGACUCGCUACAAGGAUGGUCUAAAGGUGGCUGUAAAAUAUGUUUUAAAGAAGAAAGACACAACAUACAUCACCACUGCUUUGCAUCCCAAACCUCUCCCUUUAGAGAUUGCAUUGGCAAUCAUCAUCAAUAGGGAGCCCAACUGUCCACAUAUCAUUGAAUUGCUGGACUGGCAGGACAACCCAGACUACUACCUAAUAGUCAUGGAGCACCCAGAGUCAAGCAUGGAUUUGGAAAAGUUUCUUAAAUGCAGUGGAGGUGUAAUCAGCGAGCAGGUUGCCCAGUACAUCAUGUGGCAAACCAUUUAUGCAGCUAACUUUUGCUGUUAUCGCGGUGUUUUCCAUCGUGACAUUAAGCUGCAAAAUGUGCUUGUGAACCCGACAACGUUGAAGAUCAAAUUGAUCGACUUUGGAUGUGGGGACCUCAUGAAGGAUUCAGGCUACACUGCCUCCUGUGGAACCAAACCGUACUUCGCUCCAGAAUAUUUUGACAGAGGCAGAUACCAUGCAAAGCCUGCAACAGUGUAUUCACUAGGGGUGCUUCUGUUUACAAUGCUGCAUGGGCGAUUUCCAACAGCCAAAGACUUGUACUGCUUGGGCAACAACCAGUCAGCAUUUGCUGUGUCAAAAGAAUGCAUCAGUUUUUUGUGGGCUUGUCUGCAGCGUAGUCCAGACUGCAGGAUUCCCCUGGAGCAGAUGAUUUACCAUGACUGGUUUGUAUUAGGUUUUCCUAAUCACCUGCCAGUUAGCCAGAAUGCAUCUAAACAGCAUAUAAGUCAUCGAUGA